CACAAUUGUAAGCAAGGUGAGUGAGUAUCCAACUGAACAAGAAUGCGACCGCGGACAACUCAUUACACGUGUAGCAAACGUCGAACAUUUACAAAAUCAGCAUAAUAUACCCACCCACAAUUGUGUCGCCAUUUUUGCCAAGUGAAGAAGUGAAGCAGUUUGUAUCUAAAAAUGUCCACUUUUCAUUCACUCAUUCAUUUUCUAUACCGCUUAUCCUCACGAGGGCCACUUUUUUAUCUCAUUAUUACGACUCAUAUUACUUUUAAACUCGUGAUUUUUACUUUCUUAUUUCAUAAUUUCGACUUUUUAUCUCGUAAUUAUGACUUACCAUUUGGAUAACUUUUUUUCAGUGGCGGAAAUUGCAUUGACAUCAGUAGAAAAUGCACAAACCUCAUUAUCUGAACCUCUGGUCUCGUUUAACACAAUAAUACAACAUUGUAACAAUAACUUAAUUUAUAGGUCCCCUUUACAUUACGUUUGAUCAAAUUAGGUUCACUUUGUUGUCAGUAUUUCUGCUUCUGUUUCAUUUCUGUGCAGUUUUACUACAGCUAUCAUGGGUUUUAAAUAAUUGUUUAUCAUUUUAUAUAUAAAUACUUAUUAUAUUACAAGUAUAUUAAUUAUUUGUAGCAAUAUUCGUAUUACAGAAUAAGUAGUAUCCAUGACUGCUGUCUCUUUAACGGGGCAGGCGGGGGCGCACAGCCCAAGUAAGCGCGGGCUGUUUCCGCAUCUGGACCCCCCCUCUCGCCUCUCCUUCCCCCUCCUUUUCCUCAGAACCGGACCAGGACAACCGCCAAGCCGCCAUCGGGACUGCUUUUUCCACCAUGAGAGACUACACGUCCACUCCAAGCCAUGGCGGCUCUUGCAUGGCCUGCUGCCAAGUUUGUGUCUUCUUCUUCACUGCGGUCCUCAUUGUCGCAGAGAGGACGGCGCUGAUCUACUGUUUUGUGUACUAUCUGUGGGUGGGCCAUAACUACUGCUACGCCCAUCUGGCUGGCUUCACUGCACUCUUCCUGCUUCCAGGGUGGGGUCCCCAGUGGCUCAGUUACUUGUGGUAUCUUUCCGAUGGACGAAUACGCAGAAAGUCUCUCACCUGGACCCACAUACUGCAUCUGGGUAUCUUCAAAAGGCUGUGGGAGUGCAUGCGUCUUCCAGAUAUGGAUGUUUAUGGAGAGAUCAUGCAGCAGGCUGACGUGUCUGCGUUACGCAUGUUGGAAGCCUUGGUGGUCACCCUACCUGAGACUCUGCUGCACACCUACGUCCUCAUCUGCACUGAUAUAGGAGUCAAAUCUCCAGCCUCAGUGUGUUUCGCUGUAUGUUUGGUAUCUCUGGCCUGGGCGUUGGUCCUCUACGCCCGAGCGUGCUACCUCAUCAGACCGGGACAUCUACAUAUGACCCCCGCUGGCAUUCUUUGUCGACUACUUUGGAGGGUCAGUAUGUUGGGGUCUCGAUUUGGUGUUCUUAUGCUUUUCACACGGGUCUUCAAACAGUGGGUUCUUGGCGUUAUAGGUGUGCACUGGUUGGGGGCAACGUUUUGGAUGGUGUCUCAGCAGACUGACAUCAUACGUUCAACCAGUCGAUGGAGAGUCUUCAAUCUGAUCCUUGGUGCCAUUCACAUCUUCUUCUUCCUCAAUGUGAAGUACGGUCAAUCCCGCUACCGCAUGGCUGGGUUCUACCUGGUCAUGUUUUUAGAGAAUAUUUUUCUGCUGCUGGCCUCCUCCUGGUUGUUCAGCAUGGUGUCAUGGGAUACCGUAGGCAUUCCUCUGGCAGUCUUCUGCAGCUUCCUUAUUGGUGUGAUUGCGGUGGUGCUCUACUAUCGUUUCCUCCACCCAAAGUCCUUCGAGAUCUUUCAGAGUAUCCGUCGCAGAGGGAUCAGUGGAGCAUGCAUGGAGCGUGGCUCCAUGCUGUCUUUGGAGGAGAAAGUCACGCCUACUUUUCAUCGCCAUGCAACACUCUCUGGGGGCGGUACCCUCAUGGACCUCCCUCAUCAGUGGGAAGGGUGGAGGCAUCAUCACUGGCUGCUGAUUCGUUUGGCUCUCAAGACGGGGGACAUAGCCAAGAUCUGGUCUGCCUACGGAGAAGGUGGUCUUGCGGGACUCAUGGGUCUGUCUGAAGAACUUCACUACGGUGACGAGCCCCGACGUUUUCCUCAGGCUCCACGUGUUGUUCCUCAGAUAUCACAGCCAGCGCCCCAGCUACCCCCACCACAGGUGACCCCAGCUCCACAGGAGAGAGAGGUGGCCCCACCACCCAAGCCAGCUCUCACCAAUGUCAUCGCCAGACCUGUGAGAAAAGCUCCUCCCACAACAAUCAAAGAUAUUAAACUGGUUCCAGAGAUCAUCCCAGUGCAGGAGGCCAUUUUGGAAGAGGCCACAGAAGAGUCUAGUGCUCCAGCAUCAGAGGAAAAAGGGGAUGAAGAGUUUCAGAGCGCAGUGUACGGCUCUCCGACACUGUCAUCGCCUUACCAACCAGGUAGCUUGCCACACGUCGACAGCAAUGCCGCCACGCUGACCGAGAAGUCGUCCUCUGCGGCUUCUUUGGACAUCAAGACCCCAGGCUGGUCACCCGAACGUCGCUCCCCCCUCCUGCUCAGCUCCCCGGAAAAGAAAGCAUCCACCUCCUUAGAUCCCAACACUACGUUGUAUUUCAGCGCGGAUGCACCCUCUCCCUCCACAGGGAGCUAUCUGGGCUGGGGGUCUGAGUUGUCGCCCAUCUCCACCUACAGAAGCCCCUACCGGAUUAGGGAGGCCCGAUUCAUCACGUCUACCCCACGCCUGGAGUCUCGAGUUGGGACAGAGAGUCCGGGUCUUGCUCCAGUUGUUGUCAUCCCCGCCACUCCAGGUACAACUCCACGUGCCACCCCUAGUGGGACCCCUGGUUCUAUGACCCCGGCGGCCUCUACGCCCACCGCCUCCACACCUGGUGCUGCAACCCCUAGUGGUGCCAGUACACCUGGCACCCCUGUAGUUCCACUCACUCCAGUCAUCUCCCAUGCCCGUAAACAGAUAGUCCAGUUUGUGGACAGCAGAGAAAGGGCUGUGUAAAGAGGCUGGAGGCUGUUCUUUUAACUUUGGAGGUGGGUUUAAGGGGCACUCACCUGCCACAACAUUAGGUACGCUUCACAAAUUGUGGUAUUUUGGUACUUGAGAUGGACAGCAUAUUAGAGACAGUUCUCAGUAUGAUGCUUUGUCACUCAAAACUGAGCAUCGUUCUUCUUGUUAAUUAUGGUGUACCUAAUGAAGUGUCCAGUGAGUGUAUAGUCACGUUAUGUUGUGAUGCAAAAUAGCACUUUUUCUCCCUGAUUAUCGAUAAAUUGUGUUUGGGUGGGGAACAUUUAACAAUAUUUUCCCCAGGCUUGUAUCAGUAACUCAGAUUCACGUUUAAACUUAACAAGCAAAAUCAUAAAUCAAAAAGGUAAUUAGAUAGAAUACCCUGUCUAAAACAUUAUGAUGUUAUUUCAAAGACGAUUUUUUGUAAAUAGGGUAGAAAAUCAGUUUACAUUAAAUACCAGGUACAUGGGUCCAUUAUUUAUUACUAUCUCUUUUCUAAACCACUUAUAAAUUCUUAUUUAUACACAAUACCAGUUCAAAGUUGGUCACACAUUCAUAUUAAAAAAAUAUUGUUAGCCAACGUUAACCCUGAAAGGAGUUCAAGUGUAACUUUUAAUCAUUGCUAUUUAUUGGGAGUUGCCAAAGUACUGUAGCAGUUGUUUCAGUGUAUUGCGUACAUCUCUGGUUUUCAAAAUGUGAGCCUCCCAUAAUUCCCGUCCCCUAUGUAAUAACACACUAAAUCAGGGGUGUCCAAAGUUCAGAACGGGGGGAUAUUUCCGGCCUAGUGAAAUAGCUCUCGAAAAAGUUGAACUAUUAAAUGUACUAACACUAGUGAACACUUGCUUUGUUAACACCAAACUGAGAUGCUGUCAGAUAUAUUUUAAAAUGUAUUUAACUGCUUAGCAUGUAUCUUGACCUCUCUUCACCAAUCCUUUAUUUUUCCAAAGUUCAGUGCCGUCCCACUUUGAAAACCGUUGGUGUAAAUGAUACUCUAUGUCGCAUUGCAUGGGAAUCAAGCGAUAAGGACAUAAAUCAUAACACUUUCAGUUUUGUGUUUACUUGUGCUACUGUUUGCAUCUUAUUUCACUGUUUCCGCAAUUGGAAGCCAGUCGUAAUAUAGAAAUGUUUUUAUUACUAUGUGCUUGAUUUUAUUGUUCAAAUGAAUCUUAUGUUUAUGUUUGACAUUAGUCAUGGACAUUGGAAUACCACAGAGUAAUGAACCUGUAUAGAGAACGACAUUAACCAUAUUUAAUCAUGGAACAGGAAGUGGAGAGGGGUUUUAGUUUUAGUGAAAUAUCGGUGGAAAUAGAGAUGAAAAUACACAUCUAGUCACAUUUAAAAGUGGUACAUCCUCCAACAGCACUUCAGAGUACUGUAUAUAGUGAAAAGUUAUAUGGAGCAAAUGUAGCAAGAUAAAAAAAAUAUCCAGUAUGUAAUUGAAAUGAGAGAAUAUCUGCAUGCUUGUUCAUCAGCAAGCCAGAGGAACACAUGCACCUGCUGCACACAUUGUAGUAGACAUUGCACACGCUUGAAUGUGAGCACAACAGCAAUAAAGCCGCUAAUGACAUGUAUCUUUGUGCACUAAUGGGAAAUAUGCACGCUUUAGAAUGGGAGAUUUAUUGGCUUUCUCAUCAUGAGUUGGUGCUUUUUGGCAGCCAUGAUUGUUUGUGUGUGUGUAUGCGCAUUUCCUCUGAGUAGCCCACAAAGCACUGAGCUCUAUUGUGAUAUUGUCUGAUUUUGUACAUAUUAUUUUCUUCCUUAAUUCAGACACAGAGUUGUGUGGACAUAUAUGGUGCAGUAUGUCAAGGUAUUUUUGUUUGUUGUUUUCUGUAACAUCAUGUUAACUUCAUUUCUACAGAGAUUUACACAGCUGCUGCAUUUGGUGGUCCAGAGACACUAACUGUGCUGUUGAUGUGACAAAAUAAAGUCAU
Doryrhamphus excisus (bluestripe pipefish) is the source of this 4978-nucleotide messenger RNA. It is a transcript of the gene xkr5b, whose product is annotated as XK related 5b. Gene Ontology annotation, cellular component: membrane. The record is from RefSeq and is a predicted model, not a curated record. NCBI's taxonomy places the organism in Eukaryota, Metazoa, Chordata, Actinopteri, Syngnathiformes, Syngnathidae.